AUGGCUAACACCACAGUGGGCAUCAUCGGCAUGGGCGACAUGGGCCGAAUAGUUAAUGCUUGUGAUCGACCAGACAAAUUUCAAGCACUCCAGAAGGAGUACGCGAAUGAGAACAAAAUAAACAUAUUACCAAAUGGUCACCUUGUUUCCCGAGACAGUGAUUGGAUCAUCUACAGUGUCGAGGCAGAGGUCAUUGGCAAAAUUGUGGCUGAAUAUGGCCCUUCAACCAAAGUCGGCGCUAUAGUUGGCGGCCAAACCUCGUGCAAAGCUCCAGAACUCGCCGCCUUCGACAAAUACCUCCCUAGUGAUGUUGAAAUUGUAUCUUGUCAUUCUUUACAUGGCCCAGCAGUAGAUCCCACGGGACAACCACUUGUCGUCAUUCAGCACCGAGCUUCACAAAAGAGCGUCGACCUCUGCGUGGAGAUCCUUUCAUGUCUCAAAUCAAAGUUUGUCUUCCUUUCAGGAGAAAAGCAUGAUAGAAUUACAGCAGAUACCCAGGCUGUCACACACGCUGCCUUCCUGAGCAUGGGUACAGCAUGGGCUGCGAACAAGCAGUUUCCAUGGGAAAUCAAUCGAUACGUCGGAGGUAUCGAGAACGUCAAGAUCAACAUCACUCUGCGUAUCUAUGCCAAUAAGUGGCAUGUCUAUGCUGGGCUUGCCAUCCUCAACCCCGCAGCAAAAGAGCAAAUUCGUCAAUACGCGCAAUCCGUGACCGAGCUGUUUAAAUUGAUGCUAGGUGGUCACCGAGAGGAAUUGGCGCACAGAGUCAAAACUGCAGGAGCCGCGGUUUUCACCUCGCACGCAGCAGAUCAGACCCUCCUGCUCGCCGACGAUGUCCUGGAUCGAUUCUCGUUGGCAGAAACACCCAAGCAGCGGAAACCCAACAAUCAUCUAAGCUUGUUAGCGAUUGUGGAUUGCUGGUGGAAGCUUGGUAUCGUUCCCUAUGACCACAUGAUAUGUUCCACUCCACUCUUUCGUAUCUGGCUCGGUGUCACAGAAUAUCUGUUUCGUAAUGAGAAACUGCUUGAUGAAGUUAUCAAUACAGGGAUAGAUGAUGAUACUUUUCGCUCUGAUGAUCUAGAGUUCACCUUUGCUGCUCGGGCAUGGUCCGAGUGUGUCUCUUUUGGUGCUUUCGAUGCAUAUCGCGAGCGCUUCACCAACAUUCAACAGUACUUUGCACCAAGAUUUCCGGACGCUGUGCGGCUCGGUAAUGAGAUGAUCAAAGAGAUCAUGAUGCACACAAAGACUUGA
Molecule: messenger RNA, 1251 nt
Organism: Exophiala bonariae
Lineage: Eukaryota; Fungi; Ascomycota; Eurotiomycetes; Chaetothyriales; Herpotrichiellaceae
Exons: 5
Coding region: 1-1251 (416 amino acids)
Biological process (GO): L-tyrosine biosynthetic process
Molecular function (GO): NAD+ binding; prephenate dehydrogenase (NAD+) activity; prephenate dehydrogenase (NADP+) activity
Source: RefSeq, a predicted model, not a curated record